AUUAGUCAGUUCAUAUGUCAGAGGAUUCCCAUGUUGGGAGACGCAAUAAAACUCAUCGAUGCCACUUGGUGGAGGCAAUAAAACUCGUCGAUGCCACUGGGUGGAGGCACUUCUUGGAUCUCCUUGAGCAGGUCAGCAGGACAACACUGAUAAGAGAGGGGAGCUUUUUGCAACUUAGAUCUUUUAAGUUUAUAUUGAGGGUUUUUUUUUCUGACCCUUGGGUGCCAAAGAACAAUUUUUUAUAUGAAUUUUAAUCCUAUACAUUUUCAAUAUAACUAACUUUUUUCCUGGUCUGAUUUUUUCCUCUCCAAAGCUCAGUGACGAUUUGGCUUGCUGUCCAGAGUCUCAGUAAUUGACCAGCUCGCUGCUUUGAAGAUCAGAGCUCCCUCUAGAGGAAGAAGAAAACACUGCACUUCACAUGGAGUUACUGCAACCACAUGAUGCUGAAGAUAUAGUUUUCAAACAUGAAAAAGAUCACUUCAGAAUUCCGGCUCUUCUUUACAUUGAGAAAUGGAAGAAAUACCUGGCGUUUGCUGAGAGGCGCACCUCUACUGCAGAUCACCAUGCCAGGCGUCUGGUGAUGAGCACAGGCACCAGGGACACAGACGGAAAAGUGAAGUGGUCUUCCAUUACGAACUUGGAGAAAGCGACUAAAGCUGGCUACCGCAGCAUGAGCCCCUGUCCAGUCUUUGAGACAAACACAGGGACACUGUUUCUCUUCUUCAUCUGCAUUGAGGGCAGCAUCUCAGAGAACAGCCUCAAGCCAGAGCAAACCUGCUUGUGUUAUGUCACCACCCAGGAUGAGCAUUUGGGGGACGAGUCCUGGAGUAAAUUAAAAGAUGUGACUGAUGAUAUAGUGUUUGCUGAUAAUAAAAAGCUUUCAGAGUACCAAACCUUUGCAGUGGGACCAGGACACGGCAUUGAAGUGGGAGUGGGGACCAGCAAUGACACAAGGCUGCUGAUUCCAGCCUAUGUUAAAAUGAGCAAAGACGAAAGCCAUGCUUUGGUUUUCUACAGUGACGAUGGGGGAGAACACUGGCAGGCAGGAAAUCAGCUGUUUGAUAAGUCAGGUGAGUGUCAGGUGGCGCAGGUUCGAGGCGUUGAGGACACGGAGCUCUUCCUCUACUGCAACGCUCGCAUGCUCGGUGGAGAAAAUGAGGAGGUUCCACGUUUGGAGGCACUUAGUGACGACACAGGGGCAAGUUUUACCAAACUGCAGAGUCUGUCUCUGAAGGAGACGCCCCACGGCUGUCAGGGCAGUGUGCUGGGCUUCCCUGCUACAGGCCUCGAUUCCCCCAACACAUGGCUGCUGUUCAGCCACCCGACCAAGGGGCUUGGGUGGACAAGGAGGGAUCUGGGCAUCUACCUGAGAAUGUCUCUUCAGGACGGGGGCAACAGGGACUGCAGACCCUGGGGUGAGCCCUUUAUCAUUCACCCGGGAAAAAGUGGCUACUCUGACCUGGCCCAGUGUGAGAAGAAGGAUCGCUUUGCCUGCCUGAUGGAGUGUGGAGAGGCCAACCCGCUACAGAUCGUCUUUAAGGAGUUUGCUCUCAGCGAGAUUCUCUCUUCUCCUGACAGCCAAUGCUGUGUUUGUGGCAGUUCCUGUUGUUGCUGCAAGUGCUGCAUCAUGUGAAAUAUCUUCACACACAAACAAGUAUCCCCUUAAAUCAUUAUCUUUGAAUACCUAUAUAACA
Molecule: messenger RNA, 1694 nt
Organism: Alosa sapidissima (American shad)
Lineage: Eukaryota; Metazoa; Chordata; Actinopteri; Clupeiformes; Clupeidae
Product: sialidase-4-like
Exons: 4
Coding region: 419-1633 (404 amino acids)
Biological process (GO): oligosaccharide catabolic process; ganglioside catabolic process
Cellular component (GO): membrane; cytoplasm; lysosome
Molecular function (GO): exo-alpha-sialidase activity
Source: RefSeq, a predicted model, not a curated record